This is a messenger RNA of Opisthorchis viverrini, 1560 nucleotides long. RefSeq lists its product as hypothetical. The transcript has 5 exons. Lineage: Eukaryota; Metazoa; Platyhelminthes; Trematoda; Opisthorchiida; Opisthorchiidae. Bases 36 to 968 code for a protein of 310 amino acids. Gene Ontology annotation, molecular function: sphingolipid delta-4 desaturase activity. The record is from RefSeq and is a predicted model, not a curated record. Gene Ontology annotation, biological process: ceramide biosynthetic process.
UUUCUAAGCUCACUUUUGAGUUUGAGCGGUCUGCAAUGGGUACAUCGGGUCGAAUCCCCGGCUUGACUUUUUUCAAGGGCGUGACCUAUGCAUUUCGUAUAACUCAUGAUGAGGAUGAGUGGGUAUACGAUGAGGAACCACAUACAAAGCGACGACAAGAAAUACUGUCCAAGUAUCCCCAAAUCAAAACCCUUAUGGGACCCGAUCCACGUGUUGCCUUGUAUAUCACAGCAGAGGUGAUCUUUCAAAUUUUCAUGGCCACACUUAUCUCAAUCUAUCAGCCAAAUUGGUUCGUUUGGCUUGUGCUUACCUACGUGGUGAGUGGGACGGUGAAUCAUUCGCUGGGCUGUGCGAUUCACGAAGUCGGGCACAAUUUGGCUUUCGGACACAAAUACGGCACAGCAAACAGGGUCUUAUCUUUGUUCUGCAAUUUGCCCAUGGCCGUUCCGUUGGCGAUCUCGUAUAAGAAGUACCAUCAGGCGCACCACAGGUGGCUUGGACAUGAGGACGCUGACGCCGACAUGCCAUUACGUAUUGAGGCAAAAUUAUUUAGUCACCCUAUCUGCCGCUUUAUUUGGUUAUGUCUGCAUCCCCUGCUGUACGCGUUUCGACCUUUCAUCAAACAACCUCGUCCAAUCACCGUUUGGGAAUUAGUCAAUUUUCUCGUCCAGAUGGUGUUCGAUCUGGUUGUGCUUCGAUUCCUGGGCUUUCAAGCGCUCGCCUACCUUGGUGUUGGCACGCUUUUGGGACUUGGACCGCAUCCGAUGACCGGACACUUUAUUAGCGAACACUACCUAUUCGCAGAUCAGCAGGCCACUCACUCGUACUACGGCUGGUGGAAUCCUCUGAUUUACAAUUUGGGAUACCACGUGGAACACNUCCCUCCAUUCCGUCAACCCACUUCCUCUGCUUGCCAAGAUCGCACCGGAAUACUAUGCUCAUCUGCCGUACCACAGUUCGCUAUGUAAGUGCUUUGGGACUUUUUGUUUUACCCCGAGAACGGACCGCAGGCACACUGUGUCAAUUCUGAAGACUUGUCAAAACCAGAACUUUAUGCAAAAGCCCCAAAGGGUCUGAUUGCUGACUAUUAUGAAUCCCAUAAUGGUAUAGCUAACGGUGAUGUCAAAAAAACGGGCAUUCCUAAAAUUUGAUGUUUCCCUUACAGUCAAAUACCACAUUCCCUUCCCCCAAAUAACCGCUUACAUUCACUGGACGCGACGAUUUUCUCGACAUUGAAUUUUGCGAUUUGUAAUUUCCAAGCUUACUACUCUUUUCAUGACAUCUAGGUUUUUGAAGAAGACCGACAAUUUAUACGUGCUCCGAUGGACCAAAUUGUAGCCCUGCUUUGUGACGUGAAAAGUGUUUGGAGAAACUGUCAUCCGCUGUUGUUUUUUGUGUACUCCUUUUUUAUCCAUAUUGCUGUUGUGUGAUUGACAGAUCAGAUCGUGUCGGAAUGCUUUCGAAAUGAGGUAUCCUUUAUUAGUUUGUAUCACCAUAUUUGCUUGUCUAAGUUUGACCAAAUUUUCACUCAAUGUCAAUAUAGAUAUUUUUUGGGAGAUA